UUAAAAAAAAAAAUAUAUUAGUAUAUUUUGAUUUAGUUUAAUACAAAAUAUGAAUUAUUUUGUUUAUAAGUAAAGUACCAAUUAUUAAUUUAAAGUACCGUGUUCUAUAAAACUUCAAAAUUUAAUUAGCAUGCAAUUAUAACUCAAAACAAAAAUAAUAAUAAUAAUAAUAACUAAGUAAUAUAUCUAGUCGACUUUGAGAGUCUAUCAAACAGUUUCCAAAUUAUUUUCAUAGUCCAUCACCAACUUUUUUUUAACCGAAAAGGCGAGAACACGGUCCCAUGAGAUGUGUCAUCGUGUAUUAGUUUUUAUUAUCCGACGGUUUUAAUAUUAUAAGUUAUAUGAACGAUUUUAUUGAUGAACUAUUAUGGUAAACUAUUUUGAUAAAACCCAAUCACAUACGUCUUUUUAUUUAAACACCGUACACGGGUAUGGAAAAAAUCGCAAAUUUUCCGGUGGACACUACAUCGCGCAACAUUGGAUAAUAUUAUAAUAUUAUUAUACUAUAUGGUGUUUUGGCGGUCGAUUCUUCCACACACGCUUCCUCUUCACUCGCCCAUCUUGAGACGACAGUCGAAAAUUGCUCGGCGGCCACGCGGGAGAGGGGACCCUCCUCAAAACUGUCUUUAUAGAUCAACCGAUUUCGUACGGUGAACGCGCGUGGGCUGCCGGGCAUUCUGCUAAAUAUAAAUUUGGAUUUCGUCCAGGUAAGACGGCACGGCGCAUCGGCGAGUCUGCCAAGUGGCGCGGAUAAUAUUCAAAUAAAACACAUAUUAUGAUACGAUAUUAAAAUAUUAGGUACGUACGCCGCCGUGCCUCUGAGUUCGCGCAGUCAUACGUCACACGCGGUCGUUUGUCGUCGCGGUCGCCGUGCCGUAAUGUUAUUAUUGUUUUGCGGAUUUCUGCGUUCAAUCGGAACGAAAUAAUAAUAAUAAUAAUAAAACAAUAAAAAAAAGCACACGGCCCGUGUCUGUAAUAAUACGAGAAUAAUAUUCUAAAAAAAUCGAAACACGAAAACCGCGAACGAGCAAUAUUAUUUAUAAAAACGUCACUGCGAUAAUAAAACAUUGUAUACGACGUAUAAACGUUGCACGGUGUUAGCCGAGUGUCAUCGUCGUACAAAGUGUAGCGUAUAGUAGGUGUACGAUCGUCCGGGUAAACUUCGAGUGCUGUGGGUGCGUCGAAUUUCGAUCGGGGGCGACGGAGGCGGUAAAUUUAUUUUUCCUUCUCCCGAACGAGGAGAUACCCGCGAGAUCGGCGUCGGUUUCGAGCUGGCGACCUGCACAUCUGCCCACGCGACGAUUAUAAUACCAUAGAAUGUUAUAUUGUACACCGUCGACAGCAUUGCCGUCUCAAAAGCACAAAACAUUACAACUAUAAGCGCGACAUUAUAACCUAACCUCGCAGUAGAUAGCCGUACGCGGGACAUCGCGCGUAGUAUUUCGUCGUCGACAACCAUCAUGUCUUGGUUUUUUUCGGCCGACGAUGACGAGGAGGACGAAAACUUGCUCUUUAGCCCCGCGCUCAUGGCCCGGAGGGCCAGUGAGAGUUGGAUCGAUACGCCGCCAAUGCAGGAGAUUCCGGUCCAAAUGGCACUGCAGCGCAAAAAGAGUCUGCCGGACGUCCAAGUGCCGUUGAACGCUCCGGCAUCCAUCACCCGGGAAGAGGUGUCCGUGUUGAGUUCAGCCAGGAGGGAAGAGAUGCGUAGGAUAGAAGAAGAAAACGAACGGCUCAGAGCCAACCCACUGCUCUACCUUGUCAGUCCGCACAUGAAGGAUUGGUUCACGAGGCAACAGUUGGUGUUGGUGAUAUUGAUCGUCAAUAUAACGUUGGCGCUGAUGUUUUUCAAACUUCUGACGUCCUAGACGCAGCGCCGGUGGUGGACGGCUUGGACACUUCCGCAAGGCCAUAUGCGAAAAUAGAAAACAAAAUAUACAUUUAUUAUAUUUUUUCAAACAAGAUAUAUGUCGUGUUAAUUCGACGGUGACAAAUCAAUGUCAUUGCGCGUCAACAUUAAUUAUUUUAUUUUUAUAACGACCGUUUCGGGACGAGACGGUUCGGAGCGGCACCGGACGUCUCGUCCGGAAAACGUAUCCGAUGCGUUUAUUUAUUCGUUUCAAUCACUUUUUGGCAAUGUUAUAAACUAUAAAUUAUAAUAUAUAUAUAUAUAUAUACAUACGUAUAUAUAUAUUUUUCAUCUUUAACACCACGUUUGUUGUACGGCGUUAUUUCCCAAUAAAUCGAUUUAUUAUUAUUAUUAUUAUAAUUAUUAUUAAUUUUUAAACACGUAGUGACACGAUGUUAAGUCGAACGAUUCGACGACGGUGUCUUAUAUAAUACUGUAUAAGGCCCAAGUCGACAACGAUUUGGCUUUUAUUUCGGUAAAAUAUUAUAUUAUUUUGUUAGUGAAUAUAGUGCAUUUGAUUUUUUUUUCGUUCUCUCUAGAUGUUGUUGUUGUUUUUUUUUUUCGUUUCCCGCAUACAUAUUAUACGAUGACCAAAUAUAUAGCCAAUUAUCAUUAUAAUUAUCGUUAUUAUUAUUAUUAUUAUUUUUAUCAUUAUUAUAUUAGUGUACGAAACGCAAAACAGAGUCAAUAAUUUUUAUAGUAAUAUAUUUUAUCACAUCACAAUAUUAUUUUGUAAUUAUAUAAUUAUGAUAAAUAAUAUAAUGUAGCCAAAUACUGAUAACAAAAUAUUACACAAACACAAACACACACACAUACACACACACAGACACAAACACACACACACACAAACACACACACUAUUUUACUAUCCUGGCUAAGCAUCUGUAGGCUUUAUUGUUGUUGUAUGUUCUAUAUAUAUAUUAUUAUAUUGUACGUAUUACCGCAUUAUUUGUUUCUUAUGUUUCACGGACCAGGAUUAAGAAAAUAAAUAAAUUAAAAUUGAAGAAGAAGAAUAAGAAGCAAAAUAACUUCUCCGGAACGCUGAUUCAGUGUUAUAUUGUUAUAUUUUAAUAAUAUUAUAUUAUCAUGUUUUGUGUGUGCACGCAAUAAAUAAAACGCCACACCGACUACAGA
Aphis gossypii (cotton aphid) is the source of this 3040-nucleotide messenger RNA. RefSeq lists its product as uncharacterized. The record is from RefSeq and is a predicted model, not a curated record. The transcript is spliced from 3 exons. The coding region runs from base 1461 to 1865 and encodes 134 amino acids. Lineage: Eukaryota; Metazoa; Arthropoda; Insecta; Hemiptera; Aphididae.